GCUUAGUAUGACUGUUUUGCAAUCCUAAUAAAAUUAAUUUUAAAUAUUAGAUUUUUUUCUUUCACUAUUUGUAUUUAUUUUCCUUUCACUUAAAUUAACCCGAGAAUGAAACUCUAGCUAUCUUCCCAUAAAACCACAAUAGCUGGCAGAAGAGCAUGCAGUAAACAGCCACAUAUUCACUUCUCUUGAGAACAGUGCUUUAUCUCUUUGUGUACUUCUCCGGUCUGCCAGAGCGAGGCGCUGUUGGACAAGUAGAUGCACAUUCUCUGUUUGGUUGCGGGAAAUAUGUUUUAUUUUCUAAAUUAAGAAAUGACCGGAAAACUUUUAAUGUAUCCCGUGUUUGAGACUGUACCAGGAGACACUAUCAGAUGAGGAUGCAUUUACCGACGAAGCCGGCGAUCACCUACUUGAUCGGGAUUGUGUUAUGCCAUUUUUCCGACUGCUUUACAAACUAGCAGGUAAACUUGAAAAAAAUAAGCCGUGGCAGAAAGCUUCACCUUUACCGCGACAUUUGACCGAAAAGCCCUGACACUGUAUUCUCUGACCACUUUGGUCGUUGUUAAUUCGCUGUUUGGGAUUUUUGGUGUUUUAUUUGCUCCGUUUGGAUAAGUUGGAUUGGAUUAACGUUAAAAAGCCAAAGGACCUUGUCGAGUAAGUGGCUGUUCAUUGGAAACAGUGCUGAAUAUUCACCAUUUGUGUUCUGAAUACGAAAAAAACUCUCUAAUGCACAUAUAUAACGGUGUUUACUUGACGAAAUCAACCUGAGGAGUUUAUACUAAGUUUGUGCGCGAACCCAUAAAGCGGCUGAAGCGCUGAAUCUCACAGCUGUUCAUUUAAACAACUGUAUCAAGCCGACAGGAUAUUACCUAAAGAUUUAGCAAAAUGCGAUAGACGCGAGAAAGCAGUCCUCUCGGUUAAAUUGGAUCGGGUAUUUUGGCGUGAGGCCUGCUGGUCGGGCUUUUGCCAGGUGAUAUUUGGAGCUCAGGCCGCGUCAGGGCGCGUGGAGCCCGGCCGAGAGUGACGCGCAGUCUCGGUGUCAGAGGACGAGAUAUGGAGAGGAUGGAGGUGGACCAGUGCGCAGGCGCAGGAGCCCUCCGAAGGUCGAACAGCGCCCCUAUGAUCACGAACGUCAGUGAUGGAACAACAGUAUUCAGCUCCACUAGUUCAGCUCGGUAUCGCCGGAGCAGCGUGUCCGUAAACCCCAGCUGUCCAUCCCGGACCCUCCCUCUGUCCCCAUUCUCUCUGUCAUGUGAGAGACCCGAACACAAGAGACAGAUUGAGAAUAUGGAGCUGACUUUAAGAGGGAGUUUGCAGAGAUUAAGUGCCUCAUCUGCUGUUCCUCUCCCUCCUGCGAGUCACUGGCAUGAUCAUCUGUCUCCAGGAUUUCAUUCCCAAGACAGCGGCGUCACCCCUAAUUCCUCACCCAGCCCGACUCGAAGAUUUCGAGGAGGAUCUGUGAGCUCUGGAGUGAGAUGGCCAUCAGCUGCACCUUUGAAAAGGAAAGGUGGAGUGGAAUCGGACGGUCCACCCAAAAAGCUCUUUGUCGCUGGAGUCACAGACCCUGCUCACAUAACUAGUUACACAGUCAGUGUUUCCCAGUCAGUGGACUCUUCCUCUGGGACGCCUCCUGCCGGCUCAAACACCCAGGCCCUGUCCCUCUCCCCUCCGCCCCCGUUCACCUCGCACCAUCCCAGCAUCUGAGCCCAAGUGUUCAUCACACUACAGUUCAGGUGUUGUAAAAUGAAGACCAAACUUAUCCCUGUUUUCCUGCUUUUUUGUCAUUGUUGUUGUUGUUCAUUUGGUGCUUUAAUGCGAGUCUCUCAGCUCAAUCACUUCUGAAGGAAAGUCCUCGUAACUGACUUUGAUUUCUUUGGAAGUCAAAACGCAAUGUUAAGAUGAUUAAAUCUUGACGUAUCUGACUACACGGACGAUGAAAACUAUCAUGUAAUUUAUAGUUCUGUUUCUUCGGUGCCUACAGAGUAGUGUGCUGUAUAUCUGAAAGAGUAUCUGCAUUAACACAUUGCAACGAAAGCGUUCGGGUUACUGCUGCAACCUGGCCAAUCUUGACUCAAAGACCCUUUUUCCUCAGUGUAAAGACCAGUUUUGCUCUUCUUUGCUUUCCUCAAGUUGUGGCAGAACACUUUUUUGUAUUUUGGUACAUCUUCAGCUUCCAUUAACAGGGUCCAACGGUCGUGCAGAAUUGAAAACAAAAAGGACUAAGGAUAGAAAGUAUUAAAUGAGUUGACCGCAGAAGUCAAUGUUUUGUGUAAAUUUGUAUAAAUAUGUGAAUAAUCGAUUAUUUUAGGUAUUAAUUCAUUGUUUUUCUCUUGCGUUUACCCCCUGAGGGGUCUGAUAUCUGUAAAUAAGUUUAUUUUUCCACACAGAUUUGAGCUCAGACUGAACUUUUUAAGUUUGAAUGAAAUUCUUCAAACCGCCGGAAAUGAUACCAGCACAUUCAGUCAACACUCAUCCCCAUUUUAAUUGCUUAAUUAAAAUAAGUACUGUAUAAACUAGACGACAAAAAAAAAUCACGUCUUGAAUCCAGUGUUGGAGUAAACUGAAAGCACUUUUAGUGAAAAGUCCACUUCCAAAACUGACCUAGAGACUGAGAAUGUAUCCUGUCUGUGGCUUAGAUGUGUUAUCUAGAACCAUAACAGUGUCAAAUCAGUUAAAUGUUUUGUCCUCAAUUCCUAAGUGAUGAUCGUUCGCUAUUGAGUUACGUGCUCAAGACAUGUCCAUGAUGUAGGUGACUGUUUUUUCUUCAAUAGAUCAUUUAAGAUUUUUAACUGCAACUGCAGUCCUUAUAAACGCGAAAUUGAAGCCAAUGGCUAUCAGCACUUUGAGAGUCAAAUGACCACUGAAGCCCCUGAAGAUACAUUGAAGCCUUGUUUACAGAGGCAGUUUGUAUCCCAAUGUUUCGCUUCACAAGACCCGAAAGCAUCUUCAGGAGCCGGUGGUAUUAAUUGUUUUACCUGUCGGUGUUUCUUUGACCCUUAAAGUGUUUAGAGUCACUGACUAAAAUCUUUCAUUUUCUACUUAAAAAGUCCCUUGCAUCAUAGACGGGCUGAGCAUGAGCAAAUAAACCGCUAAUUUCCUUUUUCUUUGGGAGAAUUAUUACUUUAAAGGGUUACUUCACCUCAUUGUGAAAAUGGCCAUAAUUUACUCACUCUCCUGUUGUAUCAAACCUGUAAGAAAGUGUCCCUCCUUCAUAACAAAAAAAGUUGUUGUUUUUCUUUAUGAAAUCUGAGAUUUCCAUCCCUCCAUUAAAAGUAAUUGAAACUGAUGCUUCAAAACAGGUUGAAAAAUAAAUUAUAAAAUGAGCAAUUGUGUCUCUUCAGAAGACUGGAUUUACAUUUUUGUAUUGAUAAGGAUUUAUUUUUUUGAUUUCUUUAUGAUCAUUUUGAAGCCUCAGACUUAAAAUAGAGAGAAAUGUUUUAGUAUAUAUAUCUUACUCUUUGAAGGGAAGAUAAACAAAAAGGGUUUGAACAACAUACUGAUGGGAACUAAGCCUUUAAAGUGAUUAUUCACUCUAAAAUGAACGUUUCCUCAACAUUUACUCACACUCAAGUUGUUCUCUACUAAAUUCUUAUGAAUUUCUUUCUUCAGCUGAACAUAAUACAAGAUAUUCUAAAGAAUGUUGGGAAAAAGCAGCCUUUGACAUCAAAAUAAACUGUGGAAGUCAUUGGAAGUCAGUUUUUUCCCAACAGACCUCAAUAUAUCUUCCUUUGUGUUCAACAGAUGAAAGAAACUAUUAACAGGUUUGCAUUAAAUGGAGGAUGAGUAAAUAACGGCAGAACUUUGAUUUUUGGGUGAACUAUCCCUUUAAGUCAUCAAUUAUGGACAGAAAACAAGGACUUGUACAAUCACAGUUUCAGCGGAUUUCAUCCUCUUCCUCUUGUACUAUUUGCACAGUGUUAGAUAUCAAUGUUGCUGUUACAUGAAUGGGAUCAUAUUUACUUUAUUUUUAACAAAUAUUUGUAUGUUUAAAUCCUUUCAGUUGGGAAAUUGACAUCUUUUUUAAAGUGGAGACGUUUUAAAGUCUGCAAUAUAAGAUGGGUUAUUUUUAUGUACAAGCAUCAGAUGCACCACUUCAGGCUUUAAUUCUGAGGUUUAAGCUGUAUGGAUUUUAUUAGGCCUGAUAAAUUAUUGUAAUUGUUCAAAAACGAAAGGAAAAUAAAUGUAAAUAAAAUGACAUGCUGCAGUUAAUUGAACUGGAAGACCUUCGUAAAAUUAAAUCUCCACAAUACUUUACAGCAUUAUGCAAAUUUCGUUGAGCGCUGCAUCUGUUGUGUUAUUUAUGAAUGCUCUGUUUGCAGUAUCUUUACAGAUAUCACUGUAAAGAUUCUCAAGUCCAGAAGUCUUUAUAUCAUCAACCGCAGCAGCUCGUCUGCCUCUAAAGCUGUGUACGGGACAUUUAAAGCCCUUUUUCUGUUUCCAUAUUCAUAUAUCAAGAGGAGUGCGGCUUGUUCUUCGAAAUGACGCCAUUGCCUUUUCCUUGUAGUUUUUCAUUCAGCAAAGACGAUGCCUUACAGGUUUUGAGUCUUGAAGUUUGAAUUCCAAAGUUACUUGCACUGUUUCCAAUGUUCCUUGAGAUUUCAAAGAUUAAAAACCAAUGUUCAUGGCUCUUUAAAAGUGAUGUGCAAUAUGCAAUUUAGUUGCUGGAAUUGGUGUUCGUCACGUUCACGGGGAUAAUCAGUUGUGUGUGUUUAUCAAAAACCCGAACAGAAGACUUGAGAGCAGUUUGUUCUCAAUCAGUUGUAUAAUCAGCUAUUUUUAUUCAUGUUUUCCUACAUUAUGUACCAUAUUUCUUUGUUUAGAUUUGCCAUACACUUCCUGUAAGAUCUGUGCGUCAGAGAUGUCUUCUGAGCACUGGUAAUAAAUGGAUUGUGAGCGCACGGUAAAUCAUUGUAAAUGCCAAAGCCGACAGACUCUGUUUAAGUUGUAAAUAUAUUCUGAAAGCCAGAAAAAUUCAAGUGAAAGAUGGAUUAUUUUUUGGCGCAUUGGUAGCAAAAGUACAUUUAUUACCCCGAGAUGAAUGUCCAAUUAUCAGAGAAGGAAUAUCAUUUAGCAUAAAAUGAAAUGUAUAUUAUACCAUAUAUUCUUAUUAUGAAGAAGAUCAUAAUAAAAACUCAUUUUACUGA
Messenger RNA from Danio rerio (zebrafish), 5141 nucleotides. The record is from RefSeq and is a predicted model, not a curated record. Lineage: Eukaryota; Metazoa; Chordata; Actinopteri; Cypriniformes; Danionidae.